GGCCCGGGUAUGCGUUUCACUGCAAUGUUGUUGGCGUUGUUCGCGUGUUUUUUCUUUUCUUUUCUUUUUUUUUCAAAUCCAUUACGUCAUAGCCGUAGCAAUAGGCACUAUAGGGGCUUUACUCUGUUCAAACCGGAUGCACUGCCAUCUUGCAAGACUGCAUUCACGUGGCAUCAUAACACACAGAAAGGAAAGGAACGUAAAGAUAGAGGUGGGUUUUAGUGUCAUCAAAAACCACUAGUAG
Molecule: messenger RNA, 244 nt
Organism: Pisolithus orientalis
Lineage: Eukaryota; Fungi; Basidiomycota; Agaricomycetes; Boletales; Pisolithaceae
Exons: 1
Coding region: 10-222 (70 amino acids)
Source: RefSeq, a predicted model, not a curated record